AUGCCUGAGGCACAUCAAGGCCACAUCGCCAUGCAGGGGCGGCCAAACAUCCCAGCUGCUACCCGUUAUCCGCUUCAGUUCAUAUCUCCGGGCCCUGGAGGUCAUCAAGCAACCAAUAUCAUGAAUACUCAGUCGGCUGGUGGCCAACAACACCAUGUUCAGCAGCCCGCUGGACAGUACAUUAGGGCGGGUCCUGCGGUAGUGGCACCUCAGCAGCAGCAGCAGCAGCAGCAGCAGCAAUACCCAGCACAAACAGCCCCUUAUGUGGCCCGACCUAACACGUCUGUCAAGAUCUGCGACAUCAGCAAGGAACAACCGUUGACGGCCGAGAAGGCCCGUGAAAGGCUAUCCCAGUACUUUGUGUUUCGCUUUACCAGAGCCGACGAAGACAGCGGCUAUGCCAGCGAUGGCUCACGUCGCAAGCCCUCCUGGAAGCGGGCAUGGCGGAUCGAAGACCGCGGCAUCUCCAAGCGCGAAGCGGCACGCAUGGUGCGUGAACUCAACCGGACGAAGAUCCCCGUCAUGCAGAAGAAAGGGGAUCUGAGCGAAGAAGAGAGACGCCAGAUCGAGAUGGCGCUGGAGGACCUGCAGAAGCAAUACGACAACGAAUAUUUUCAAACGACCUUGGCUCAACUCGACGACCGGAUUGAGGUUAAGCCUAAGGAGCAGGGGAAGGUGCGUGAGCGGGAGAGAGAGAAGAAUCGGAGAAAGGAGAAGCAUCGCAGAGUGGUCUCAAAGCAAGUCAAGCAACCUGCUUCGAAAUCGAAAGACAUCAAGCAGGCUGUCACGGAGCGCGUCAGUCUUACCGCCUAUUUCAAGCGGGCUCCCCGACCGGAUGUUGACGCCAUCGCCAUGCUACGGCACCACGAGGCCCAGCGGGAGGCCAGAAUCAGGCAGUACGCCCAAGCCAUGGCCAGGCCGCAGGAAGCACAGUACCCAGCGCCUGCUGCCCCUCCUCCCCCUCCGCAACCAUCUCGGCAGUCAACGCCGCAUCCACCGCCGCGCCCACUUCCGCCACAGCAGAACAUGCAUGGCGAGAGGCCCGGCAACGCCAGAGGUCCCGGUCCGUCAGGCCACCACGCCCAGGCCGGCCAUUCUCAGAAUAGAGGACCCCCUGUGACCAUCAUCCAGCGCAAGCCACAAGAACACGGCAACACCACUGGCAGGCCGCAGCCCUUCCAGCCCCGGCCCUCGCCCCACGUCCAUCAGCGCACUCGCGCCCCACCCAGCUCAACAGACGAGUCAGUCUACUCCGACGGCUUUUCCGACGACGAGGAUGAGGACACGGUCUGCACAUCCCCAUCGACAACUUCUUCCUACAUCAGCCAGGGCUCGUAUGAACACCUCCGUACAGCCCACACGCCCAAGCCAAUGUUCAGAGAAGGCCCAGCGCACUACGGCAUCCCGCCCAACUUUCCCGGUGACGGCCGCCGUCAGCCCCAGGGGACAGUGCACAUCCAGCCUCACCGUUCCAACGAGCGGCGGCCCAGCCUCCACGACCAGCGCCCACCGGCGUUCAGCCCUAAUCACAAACCAGUCGUACACCAAGCAGCGUUGGCUCCAAUCCCGCGACCUGGCCUUUUCCCCUCCAGGCCAGCUACCAUGACUCCCGCCCAGAUCCCAAUUGCACCGUCUCCACCACCUGUGCAAGUCCAUCCGGCAGCGGUGACGGGAGGAGUAAGGGGCCCAGCUCCCAUCACACAAGCGGCCCCCGCCCCAGGCCAUCAUCAUCAUCAUCAACACAUCCCGCCACCUCCAGCACAUCACCAUCAGGUCCAUCACCAUAUCUCGCCGCAGGCACCGGGCAGUCAGAUUCCCGUCGCCACCGCGGUCACUCACACCACAGCCGCAGCCACAGCAACGGUGCCGGGCGGGUCCCUCGACCCCAAACAACUCUACGACAAUGCCUAUGCCGCCGGACGCGCCGACAGCCGCGAGGAGGCCAUCAGAAUGGCCGAGCGCAUUGCGGCAGCCGCUACGGGGUCGGCGGCCCAGCCCGAGCCGAGGGGUUCGCUGACAAAGAAGCAGGAGCAGGAGCAGGAGCACAAGUUUGGAGAGGUCGAGGGAAAGGGAAAGGGAAAGGGGGAGGACGAGAACUCGGAGCCGGAAUCGGAACAGGAACAGGAAUAG
Chaetomium strumarium is the source of this 2130-nucleotide messenger RNA. RefSeq lists its product as uncharacterized. NCBI's taxonomy places the organism in Eukaryota, Fungi, Ascomycota, Sordariomycetes, Sordariales, Chaetomiaceae. The coding region runs from base 1 to 2130 and encodes 709 amino acids. The transcript is spliced from 2 exons. The record is from RefSeq and is a predicted model, not a curated record.